Molecule: messenger RNA, 1663 nt
Organism: Paramisgurnus dabryanus
Lineage: Eukaryota; Metazoa; Chordata; Actinopteri; Cypriniformes; Cobitidae
Product: GTPase IMAP family member 9-like
Molecular function (GO): GTP binding
Source: RefSeq, a predicted model, not a curated record
AAGUACACACAGUCAGGCAGUCAGUCUCUUAAACACAACAGCAGCAGAUUUCUCACUGCAGCGAUGGCAUCAACAAUUAAAGAUAUGAGGAUUGUGCUGGUGGGUAAAACUGGAUCAGGAAAGAGUGCAUCAGGAAACAAGAUACUGGGUAGAGAUGCAUUUAAGGAAAGUUGUUCCCCUAAGGCUGUUACUAGACAUUGUGAAAAAGAAGAAACAACAAAAGAGAAUAGAAAAAUCUCAUUGACCGACACCCCAGGACUCUUUGAUAAAUCAAUCAGUAAUGAAGAACUGAAGUCUGAAAUACAGAAGUGUAUAGAGAUGUCCAUUCCUGGUCCUCAUGUGUUCCUGCUCGUCAUCAAAGUGGGAAGAUUCACAGAUGAGGAACAGAACACAGUGAAGUGGAUUCAGGAGAAUUUUGGUGAAGAUGCGGCACAGUACACCAUCAUUCUGUUCACUCAUGUAGAUAUGCUGUAUGAUGAACCAUUAGAUGAAUAUAUCGCAGAGAGUCCAGAAAUAGAGGCAUUAAUUGAGAGGUGUGGGGGUAGAUAUCACGCAUUUAACAAUAGAGAUAAAAAUGAUCAAACUCAGGUAACAGAGUUGCUGCAGAAGAUUGAUAAAAUGGUGGAGAUUAAUGGAAGAAAGUACUACACUAAUGAGAUUUAUAAACAAGCUCAGAGACGCAUAUUAAUGCAAAAACGAAAAGAUAUAGGACUAAAAGUAGCAAAAUAUGGAGGAGGGGCCUUGGCAGUAGGUGCAUUAGGUGCAUUAGGUGCAGUAGGUGCAGUAGUUGCAGUAGGUGCAAGUGCAACAGGUGCAACCGGUGCAGCUGCUUUAGCUGCAGGCAGACAAGCCAUAAUAGAAGUGGCCAAAGCAACAGCAGGACCUGCUUCAGAACUUGUAUUAAGAGCAGCCCGUUUUAAGUAGAGCAAAUUUUUAAACACUAACUGGCAGAUGUUUUCAUAUAUCGCUUACCAAUUGUGAGAUUGAUGCAUAACAGACAUAUUGUGCUGAAUCAUAUCUGCCCUUUUUAUUUUCUCAUUAUAACUGGUAUCAAUGUGAUUUUCAGUGGAUGAAUUUAGUCAGCUCUUAUACAGUUUUAAGUGUCCAAAUUUUGCAUUAGUUGUAGUUCUGUCUUUGUUGCCUCACACUAUUGUACUAACCUGUGUGAGGUUUCCACUGAUUAGUCUCUAUUUAUAUACACAUGUGUUUCUUGUGAUUAUUGUCCAUAAUUAGGGUCAUUGUGUUUCUUUUUUUUGGGGGGGUUCUUUGUCAUUUGGGUUUAUGUCACUUGGAUACUUUAAUCAUAGAAACUGCUGAAAUUAUAAAACUGUUUGUCAGGGCAUGUAGUCAUGUUGAAUAAAGGGUGUGUAGUCAUGUUGCUAUGAAAGAUGCUGAUGUCACAGGCAGCAUACUGAAGAUAAUGUGAUGUUGCAUGGUCUUAAUACCAAUAGUACCAAUUGUAAAAGUGUUUAGUCAUGCUUUAUAUGUACUUUUGUCUCAUAUUCACACUUUAUUGUUUAGACAUUUCUUGACUAAGCAAAGAGAGGAAUUUUGCCUGCAUUGUCCCAAUACUUAUUGAGGACACUUAUUCUCGAUAGUUUAUGGGAUAAUUGUAGAUGACAAAAAGAUACAUAGAUGUAUAUGCAAUCCUUUCAUUUGUCAA